Gastrolobium bilobum is the source of this 2252-nucleotide messenger RNA. RefSeq names its product protein NPGR1-like. The record is from RefSeq and is a predicted model, not a curated record. Gene Ontology annotation, molecular function: protein binding. The transcript has 5 exons. NCBI's taxonomy places the organism in Eukaryota, Viridiplantae, Streptophyta, Magnoliopsida, Fabales, Fabaceae. The coding region runs from base 1 to 2154 and encodes 717 amino acids.
AUGUUGUGCGCUUGCUCCUCCGGGGAGCAAUUCAAAUUUGAAGAGCCGCCACCGCAGUCGCCGGAGUCUCUCGCAACAAGGGAUUUCUCUGCCAGUGGACUUUCUUCGAGGAAUGCGGAUUGGGAAUCGAAGUUUGAUGAAACCCAAGUAGAAGAAGUUGAAUCUACUCUAAAAGAAGCACUUUCCUUAAACUAUGAGGAAGCAAGGGCCCUGCUGGGGAGGCUUGAAUACCAAAGAGGGAAUUUUGAUGCUGCCCUCCAAGUAUUUCAAGGUAUAGACAUCAAGGGUUUGACCCCAAGGAUGAUCAGGGCAAUUGCUGAAAGAACCAAGCAAAGAAAACCACGUUCCAAGGCAGAUAUCGUGAUUCCAAAUGUGAUGUCAUUGCAUUCAGUAAGCCUGCUUCUUGAGGCAAUUUUGCUUAAAGCAAGAUCAUUAGAGGAGCUUGGGCGAUACAUUGAGGCUGCAAAGGAGUGCAGAAUAAUUCUGGAUACGGUUGAAUCUGCCUUUCCUAAUGGAAUGCCCGAGAGUAUUGGUGAAGAUUGUAAGUUGCAAGAAAUGUUCCAUAGAGCAUUGCAGUUGCUUCCGAGCCUAUGGAUCAAGGCAGGCUUUCUAGAUGAAGCUGUCACUGCAUAUCGUCUUGCUCUGGUCAAGCCAUGGAAUUUGGAACAACGAAGGUUGGCUGGUGUACAAAAAGAUUUAGCUACAAUGCUACUCUAUGGUGGUGUUGAAGUAAGCCUACCCUCUCAGUUGCAAGUGUGGGGUCAAACAACACCCAUGAGUAACGUUGAGGAAGCAAUACUUUUGCUAUUAAUACUCAUGAGCAAAGUAGCAAUUCAGAAAAUAGAGUGGGAUGCUGAAAUAAUGGAUCAUCUUACAUUUGCACUUUCAGUUACUGGGUUGUUUGAGCCAUUGGCAGAUCAUGUAGAGCAGAUCCUUCCAGGUAUCUAUAGUCGAGUUGAGAGGUGGUACUUUCUUGCUCUAUGUUAUAGUGCAGCAGGGCAUAAUGAAGCAGCAUUGAACCUUUUGAGGAAGGCUUGUGGUAGUUCUGAAGCAAAGCAUAGACUCCAUUUUCCUUCAUUUUUGUUUGGAGCUAAACUUUGUUCCCAACAUCCUGGCCAUGCUCGUGAAGGCAUUAACUUUUCACAUGAAGUUAUCAAUCUAGCUAAGUACCAAAAUGAGCAUUUUUUGAGUCAAGGAUACAAGUUUCUUGGCGUUUGCUAUGGGGCUGCAGCUAGAACUUCUGUACUUGAUUCUGAAAGAAGUAUGUUUCAAAGAGAGUCUUUGAACUUUCUAAACUGUGCUGCUGUAUAUGGAAAUGGUGACCCGGAUGUGAUAUUCAGCCUUGGACUGGAGAAAGCAAUUCAAAGGAAUCUGGAUGGAGCUUAUGACAAUAUAAUGAUGUACUCAGACGCGACUGUUGGUAGUUCAGGAAGAGGUUGGCAGUUGUUAGCACUCAUAGUAUCCGCACAGCAGCGGUUCAAGGAUGCUGAAACUAUAAUUGAUUUUGCUUUAGAUGAGGCUGGAAGGAUGGAUCAGCUAGAACUUCUAAGAUUGAAAGCAGUACUUCAAAUUGCUCAGCAGGAACCCAAGCAAGCAAUAGAGACCUACAGAAUCUUGCUAGCACUAAUUCAAGCAAGAAAAGAGCUUUGGCUUCAAGAUAAGAACUUUGAUCAAGCAAAAGCAUUCAGGCAUGAGGGAUUAACCGAAAGGAAGUUGGAAAUGGAAGCCUGGCAGGAUUUGGCUAGCAUUUAUGCAGAUGUUGGUUCCUUGCUUGAUGCAAAAGCUUGUGUUAACAAAGCCCAGUUGAUAGAUUUUUUCUCUCCAAGAAGCUGGCAUAUUACAGGGUUGUUGUUUGAAGCUCAAUCAUUAUACAAACAGGCAUUUGUUUCCUUUUCAGUAUCAUUGUCGAUAGAACCAGAUUACGUUCCCAGUAUCAUUUCAACUGCAGAAUUGUUGCUGAAACUUGGUUUGCAAUCACUUCCAAUUGCAAGAAGCUUUUUAAUGAAUGCUUUGCGAUUAGAACCCACAAACCACAAUGCUUGGUUCAACCUCGGAUUGAUUUCGAAAACAGAAGGUUCAUUACAGCAAGCAGCUGAUUUCUUUCAAGCUGCAUACGAACUGAAGCUUUCGGCUCCAGUGCAAAAAUUUGAGUAAUUGAGUUGAGACUUAGGGAAAAUACCCGUAAUGUUUUUGGUCGAGGGAAAGUGAGCUUGACUAAAAGCAAGAUAUAAAGCCCGCGAGCAGCGACUAAA